UAGAAAAUAAGCUGGAGUAAUUAGAAGUCUAGCUUAGGAAUUACAUGUUUUGUGUUUUGGAUGAAGAGAUCAGUGACCCACUAUAUAAGCGAGCACAUGUUCGAAUGUGGGAGGAGGGCUGACGUCACAAUAAGCUCAGUGAGAGAGGGGGCUGGUGAAACGGGUCAGAUAAAAAUCAUUGUGACGUCCGAACAGUAUCAGCAGGUAACGAAAGGUGAGCGUCGAGCACACACCCAGGCACAGACGGACCAAGGAAAGAACCCUCUUUCGAAGAGCUGCCCUGGAUCGAAUAAUUCAGCUGAUGAUUGUGAUGCAAAGAAGACGGGUUUAAAAAUAGCAUAACUGUGGAGAACUUUCACGGUGAGCAGCCGCAACUAGCUAGAUACCCGACUUUGUACCCGGCCGCGACAGAAUGCUGUCUGUAUUUCUGUUUGACAUUUUGAGAUGCUAUUCAUAACUGAAAAAGAGGCCGUCGUGUGAGGCGAUGUCUGAGGAAUUCUUCCGAAUUCUACACUCAUGAGACUUUGUUCAAGACAAGUUAAAGCAGUUUAACCAAACCUGUUCUCUAUUUGUAAGAGUUUACUGUGACACGUGUUGAGUAGUUCCUGAAGUUUGCGACAUCACUUGGCCUAUUGGAUACAAAAACCGUUUGAGCUUUGCUUUUUUUUCAUUUUGUCGACGACUUGUUUCUUCGUCGUCUUUGAGUUUGGAAACAAAUCGUCUUUGAAGAGUGAUUAUAUGGUAAUGAUCAGUGAAUUACUUCUUCAAUUUUUAAAGUGACAUUUGAACUGUGUAAGACAAUUUCGCAACAUUCAACAUGAAUCGGUCGAUUACAAAGAGUUUUCAGACAUUCGACGAAGAGUUGGAGUGUGUUAUCUGCACAGGCCGUCUGCUAAAUGCCAAGUUCCUCCAAUGCCUUCAUAGUUUUUGCGCCGAGUGCCUCGAGCGAUGCGUGACAGUUCGAGGUAACAUAGAAGGCACUUGCCGCCUCCGUUCCAUCCCCUGUCCUCUCUGUCGCGAGGAAACCAUUUUACCUGAUAAUGGAAUCAACGGGCUGAAGCCAAAUAACCUGGCAAACAAGGUUGUCCAGGCCUUGGAGGGCAAUGACCACUGUGCCAAGUUGAUGGAUUCUGAAUUGUGUUGUGAGUCGUGCCGUACGAAGCGUUCUCGAGCAGUUGCCUACUGUCAAGACUGCCGCCAUUUUAUCUGUCGUGAUUGUGUGGGGUCGCACUCCUCCCUGAAACAGAUUCUGAGUGGACACCGCAUUAAGCCUCUCAAUGACCUUCGAAGGAGUCUGGUAAAGACCAAGAACGGGUACAAGGACGCCAACCACGGGAAGACAUGCUACCAGCAUAACGGACAGGUCAAGACGCACUUCUGUGAGACAUGCUCAAUGCUUGUGUGUAUCCGCUGCACAGGAGAUACCCAUCCCGAACCGCAUCACGUGUGCGUUGAGGCAAAAGACGCGGUAAAAACGCGAUUACGUAGCAUUCAAGAGCUCGUCGAACAAGGCCACGAUAAGCAGAAGGAAGUUGCAGACGCGCUACGAACGAUAGAUCGUCAACGCAACGAGGCGCGGCACGUCGUCCGCUGCCUGCAACAAGAGAUAAACGAUGCAGCUGACGCCGCGGUUGAGAACGCUCUCAAAAGCAUUGAUUUUCAGCGGUUAACCCUUCUCAAAGAAACAGACAGGCUGGACGAGUUCCUAACCGGAAAGUAUGACGAACUUGAAGCAGCGCGACUUGGUGUAGGAUCACUCCUUUCUAACGCGAGAAGCUUCGGUGUCAAAUUGAUGAAGAACCCAAGUGUCAAAGUACUUCUGACCUUCGACAAACUUAACACGACCUUGCACAAUUUAGUAUCGGAGCAGUGGGACAAAGCGUCGGUUGACUACAUCCAUAGUAUCACCAAGAACGUGAGGUUUGAGUCACAGGAGAACGCACAGUGGGUGUCGGUCGGGACCCUUGUCGAUCCAAAUCAGUGGUCACUCUCUAGAAGUAUCCCUAUUCCCGAGUCUAAGUCGGGCGAGGUCUCAUCGAUGUCGUACUGCUCCAGCGGAUCACUCUUCCUCGCCCACUUCAACGGCGUCGUCGAGGAGAUGACCGUCGACGGGAAGAUCACCCACGUCCUCAACACAGGUUCCGACAUCCGUGACAUGGCCGUUCUCUCCGACCGCACGAUCGUCAUUCUCGACGGGACAUGGCAAAUCGCGGUCUACGACCCAACCGGGAAAAAGUCCCGCAUGAUCCAUUCGAAGAAUGGCAGCACGGGUUUCACAUGUCUUACCGCGGACGCAGACGAUAUGAUUUUCGCGGGAGAAUUCCAUCGCGAUACGAUAUCCGUCUUCGCGAAAGAUGGGCGCCAAGUCGAAUCAAUACCCGCCGGUGGGAUCACGCCGUACCGCAUCGUUGUCGCAAACUCGGGCCAGAUUGUUCUGUCCCAUAGCCCUGCUUCCGUGUCCGUCUUGAAUCGCGAUGGAGAUGUAGAGUGCACUGUCCAUCGCAAGCAAUGGCAGUACGCUCUCGUCUGUUGCGACACCAAAGAGAACAUUUACAUCCUCUCUGGGAGUCGGGAUGAAAAGAAACUCAUCUCAGUGCACAAAUACACACUGGAGGGUUACAUCGUCGAAUGCGUAGUCCGACAUGUUGAAGUCGACGUUGGCUCGUGGCAUCCGAGAAUCGACUGUACGCCUGACGGUAACUUGGCGCUUGUGACCAAAACGAAAGUCGACAUCUACAGCAGCAGGUCUGUGAUCGAGCGGGAAAGGAAAGAGCUGGAGCAGGAGGAUUCUGAAAGAAAUGAAAUGCAAGAGGAAAAUUCACAGCCCUGA
This is a messenger RNA of Strongylocentrotus purpuratus (purple sea urchin), 2830 nucleotides long. RefSeq names its product tripartite motif-containing protein 2-like. The record is from RefSeq and is a predicted model, not a curated record. Gene Ontology annotation, cellular component: nucleoplasm; chromatin. Bases 818 to 2830 code for a protein of 670 amino acids. NCBI's taxonomy places the organism in Eukaryota, Metazoa, Echinodermata, Echinoidea, Camarodonta, Strongylocentrotidae. Gene Ontology annotation, biological process: positive regulation of DNA-templated transcription. The transcript has a single exon. Gene Ontology annotation, molecular function: ubiquitin-protein transferase activity; zinc ion binding.